ACGAGGUAGUUUCUGAAACCCGGUACCCGGUGAUGGGGAUAAUUACAGGUUGAUCCUGCAAAUCUUCUGCGCGGCGAAUGGAAGCCGGAACGUUGAGGGCACUUUUUCUUUGUCUGAGCGUUCUCUUAUGACUGUUUCGAGAAGCGUAUCAUCGUCGCGGCAAGUGGUGAUAUGGCGAUCAGCCUGAGGCGCGUCACUGUCGCCGUACUCGCAGUUUACAUCGCGCUGACCUGUUACACUGCCUACGUGCUUAUCUCCAAAAACUACGGCUCCAAGACGAAGGACAGCGGACGGAAAGGCUCGUCCGGCUUGUCAGGAUCCAAGGAUGGGGCCGAAUGGAAUCCAUGGGGAGAAGAGCUGAGCCGGAGCAACUCGUCACAUCUGGCCCACACAAUUGAGAUAUGGGGCAAAGCAGCCAUAGGCUUGUAUCUGUGGGAACACAUCUUCAAUGGCAAGUUGGAGCAAAAGGGAGAUGGAGCAUGGAGCUAUGGCUUCAGGAAGGUUGGCAACCUCAAGUUCAAGUUUAGGACUGGCCCAUGGAUUGUGCCGACGACAGUGCCCCAGGAUGUGACGCACGUUGUCUUGGUGCUGAAUGGACGGGAGCCAACCAAGGUGGCAGCGGCCCGGAUGUGGCUGGACGCUCUGCCCACCUUCCGUCGACUCAAAGGAGUCGCUGUCGUCCUGUUGGGCGAUGAGGCCUGCUCUGGAAACACGUGGCUGCUGCCCUACCUGAAGUCGCGGGGUGGCAGGGUGUCGGCUGCAUUCAUUGUCUACGACACGCCACUGGUGGAUGAUGUUGAGGUCUUCCAGUGGCCCCUGGGCGUUGCCACGUAUCGUGGGUUCCCCAAGGCCCCCAGCACACUCCUGGCAUCCGAGAGUCAACGCCCUUAUCCGUGCAACUUUGUGGGCACCGUCUAUCCAGGAUCAUCACGGGAAGAGCUGCUGCGUGUUCUGGGAGAUCGCGGCGCCCCCUGUUACUUGAACACACGCAACGAGUGGCGGCCCCUGGAAACCAAGGAGUCGCUAGAGUCAUAUCUCUUGGCUCUCAAGCUGAGUGACGUCACACUCAACCCGGCAGGCAAAAAUCCAGAGUGCUACCGCAUUUACGAAGCGCUGGAGUUUGGCUCACUGCCCGUGCUGGAGGACAGGACACUGUCGCCAGGUUGCGCUCGCGCAGACGAUGCCAAUGGGACCUUCCGUCUGCUCAAGAAGCACAAGGCUCCGCUCGUUUAUGUCAGAAACUGGACGGAGGAAUUGAUGCCCAUCCUGGAGAGGGAGGUCGCCAUGAAACCCAAGGAGCAGGCAGAGAGAAGGCAGGCCCUGGUGUCAUGGUACACGUCUUUCAAGCGCGCCAUGCGAGACAGGUUCAUACGAGUGCUGACGGACAAAUUCUUCAUCGAGGAGAUCAACGAUACAUGACGAAAGUUGAUGAUGCGCAGCAUCUAUGACCUUCUAAGGACUAUGGUCUUGUCCUGGUGAUUGUGCAUGCGAUGGUCCACUAAAACUAAAUGAUGCGUGGCAUCUAGCAAGCACUAAGGCCUGCAGCUUCAUCCCAGUGGUAGUGGAAAUGCUGGCACAUCCGAAUGCAACAGUGAUAGAUACAAUGCCAAGCAUGACUUGAUGUGCUGCACGGUGCCAAUUGUUCUAUUUUUGGUGAGAACUCAACGCCGGUAUCAGCUCAAAGGGCAGACGAGCUGAAAUGCGUCUAAUAGCAGUAUGACAUCUGCUUGAAAUUGUUGCCACAAAUCAUAUACGUCAUCCGUGACAAAAACUUUGUGUGUGUGUGCAGCUAUCUUUCUGGUGAAAGUGUCGAUUUGGUGUGCCAAGUACGAGUCAUCCGUAGAACUCAUCGAAUGUAAAUAAGCUUGGCUUUGUUGGACAAGGUGCUGAUUGUUCGCACCGCACCACAUGGCAACUUUCAACGAGUAAUUCCUGCAUUUCAGAAGCAGACGUUUAACUUCUCUAUCAAGAUUUUACUCGCAAGGGUGACCAUGCUGCUGAAAGUGGCCGUGGACCUCAUGGACUGCAACAGGAAAUGUAUGUGUACAUUAACUCAGUUACUGAAAGCAUCAGUAAGACUCAAUCAGUGUGAAGUGUCUAUAGUGUCUGCAGCCUUCUUGCUAGUCUUAUGUUCUCUAAACGGUCAAUGAUCAUCUAUUGUUCAGAACUGGCAUGCCACUGUGAUGUGGAAAGAGUGCAAUUCACUCAUCAUUUAUACUGUGCGACGAAGGCUGGCUGAGCCACAGAUGGUUUAUUCAAAGCAAAGCACCAUCACAUUCCUUGAAUAAGGAAUGCACUGUAAGUAUGUGCAUGUGAUAAUGAUGAUGCACAUGCAGACUGCUCACUAUAUUAUUGCGACAGCAAAUUGUACGGACACUGCAAGUGCAUUUGCGCCGCAGGUGUUGUUGUGAUGUCCUACUAUCAAUAACGCAUGGCGGUGCAACUGUGAAGGAUUAGGAAGCCUCUAGAAACAGGAAGCAACGUUUUUAUGUUACUUUCAGUUUGAAAGCUCCUCCCAAGCAGCGCAUGGGAGGAGCUUCACAAUGUGGCACCAAUGUCGCUUUCAGUGUGGAGAGAGCGUGCUCAGUAGCCAUCGCCGCUAAACCUCAUCCACUAUCGUGGUGGGAAUCAACACGUAGAAUUCAAAUCUGUGGACUUUUUUUUAGUUGUCAGGUAAGAGCUUCAGUCUCGGAGUUAACAGUUGGCAUCAUCAAGACAGGUGAGAUAGAGAGCAGGUUGAAGCAAGGUCAAGAAAAACUGCAGUAUUUUACUUGCUUCGUACUUUAUCCAUCACAUCGCAUUUGCAAUGUUUAUCCUGGAUAAUGUAAUGUCAGUUUGCAUUGCACUAUAAAUGUUUCUUGCGAAGAAUGCAUGAAACAUGUAGGAAAAGAAGUGCUAUAAUAAGGAAUGGGCGCUCGUAGAGAAAAGAGAAGGAAGGUGAGGUUCGAGCAAGCUCUCGAUUUUCAAGUCUGUCUCUCACAUUUUUAAUACAAACAUAAAGAAAAGUUAGAGCAUUGUUCCGUUCUGGUUUGAGAACACAGUUGUGAAAUUCUGUGCUCGGUUAUCGGCACAUGGAACACAGAACAGACUAGAUUUAGACUAGACACGUAGUACACAUAUUAGACAGCUACGAAUUUCACUCGGUAUGAAGUGCAAAGGAGCAAUUUACAUGGGCUGACUUGGUGCAGUGUAAACAGGGUCCUUUGUCUUUGGGUAAAACCCAAAAAUUCCAAAUUUUUUGCACCUUAGAUAAAAUUUGAUGAAAAUUGGUUUAAACCCAAUUUCUCCUCAAAGUUUGCACUUUCGUGAAGAAUAAUAAUAAAUGUAGGUGCUACAAAACUAAUGAACACUGCCUGCACUCUGUGAGCAAGAGGUAACGAUAUGUAAUAUACCUAGUAAGUAUUAUUAUGGAUACAACAAUACCCUCCUGCUUGAUCUUCGGACAGACAGACUAGACAUAAUAUUUAUUUCACUGCAUACAAAUCAACAAAAAUUGAAUUCGUUCACACUUGGUUCGAAAUGUGGAAGUGAUGGCUACUGAAGACAAGCUUUCUUAUUUGCAAUGGAAACUUUCUCACUGUUUUCAAACCUUGUAUUCACGUCUCUUGCAUAGAGGUGCAUGCAUGUAACUAUGACAAAAUUCAGCACACGGCAUCUAAAGUGGCCAUAUGCCCUGCACAUUGAAGCCGAGCAAGGUUUUAUCAUUCCUACUCAUCGUCUAACACUAUCAACGAAAAUGGGACCUUCUUUCAAAGGAAUUAAAACUGCUUUGUUUACUACAUAUUUGUAAAAUCUGUCAUAUUUUUGGCAGGAUGCUUGAGGCAUCCUUGCUUGAAGCUCCUGUUCACUGUCAGAUGCCAAUCACUGCCAACAACUGGAGAGCUGUUGUCCUCGAUGCAGGAAGGGCAUGGUGUGGUCUUGCUGAGCUUGUGCACCACAUAGCCUGAAAGUAAUAUAUAGGAUACCUUCAUCUAGUACUCCUUUGAAGUAAAUGUGCUCACUUUAACUGUGCGGGGGUGAGUCGUUUGGUUCUGGUGUUAACUCAGUCACUCUGGACUCAAUUAGUGCAGGUGGACUUGCUUCCAGCUGUGUGCUUCUCUCGAUUUCUUUUAUGUGUCUUAAGCACCCAAAAUCAUUUGGUUCUCCACACUUCCACACGUACCUGUCUCUAUACUUAUAUGUGUGUGGACUUAGCAGCUGGAAUAUUUGCAUGAAUUUCAGGAUUGUUGGAAACGAUUUGUCACCUCCAAAUGAGUGCACCUGUCCGAAGUGGUGCUGAAAAGUGUAGAAGACUGACAAGUUCUACUGAACCCCAGAUUAGCUUAGAAUCGAAGAAACGGAACUGUACUUAUGCCCUCACCUCCAAACGACCCUGAUGGAGCUUAGCUGUAAGAAUAUGGUGGACAUCUUGGUCUAGCAGGUAUUGAAUGAUUUCAUGUUCUGACAGCUGUGAUGCAAAAAGUUUCAAGUCCUUCUGGACUGCAUUUCUCUUAGUGAUGUCAAACAACUAAAAAAAUUGUUCGAAGAUCUAGAAGUGACCAGAGCAAAGAAAGAGACCAUUAAUAGUUUUAGCCGGGAUAGCAGAUGCACUAAGCUGAAUAGCUAAAAAUAUCCAUGUAAUAUAACUUUGAUGCUACAUUACCAGUAUUGAGCCAUGUCAAAUUCCGUGUGCAGGCAACUUGACAUUCAGUACAUCAAAGAGUUGGUCGAGGAUAUUUGUGAAUGCCUCGUUACCUUCAGAGUGUUCCAUGCCAGUUACCUUCGCUUCCCUGUAAGUUCUAAUUCCAACUCGUGUUAAUAUGCUGUGAAAACUGAAAAAGCACAAUUCAGUUUAAAUUUGCUAGGAAACGCAUCAUUCAUUCAUUGACAAAUGAACCAUACUUAUGUAGCACAUCUCACUGUAGCACGGUCACUUUAUGAAGGCUGAAAAUUUUCACUUCCAUUAAGGCAUUCUUAAAUGCCAACUGCUGCUUUUAUGGGAGCAUGUGAAGAAUAUUAUCAAUUUGUGGUUCGCUGAGUGAAUGCAGAUAUUCUUUCAUGGCAAGGACUUCUUGACUCUCCUCUUCUCUUCCCAGGGUGCCACAAAUUGCUUUGCACCUCAGUGAUUUAAUUGGAAUACUCUUUGGCCCCUUCAGCCUCGGUUUCGUGCCUGGUUCUCUGCAUGCUGCAGAAAAAGCUUCCAGAGUGUCUUGCAUUGUGUACAAGUGGUGUUCAAGCGCAAAGUAGUGGAUCUUUUUCAUUGCCAGUUAUCACCAUCCUUAGUAGCCACUGCAGAUGACAAUGUAUGGAGGAUACAACAUAGCAAAGGAACCCUUGCAAAAUUUUAUCUUUUCUAUGUAGUGAAAAAAACACAUGACAUCUUCAAGUGAAUGUAUGUCCCUGAAUUUAUUGGUGGUGUACACUGUUGAUGACACAGAUUGACCAUGGGGCAUUGACUGAAAAACUGAGGCAGCUUGUUGCUACAACAGCCUUUUCUACUCCAGAAACAGCAUCUUUGACAUUCAGCUUGUACAGGACGACCAAAGUGUCCAGAGAUUUGAGUGACCAACCUUCAAUUCCUUGGCCUGCUUUUGCCAAGCCUAGGGGUUCGCUGUACAGUAACAAGGUAGUCUCCACGGGAAGGGAAUUGUAAUCCUCACCAUGAAGGCUCAUUGUCGCACUUGUUUGGUUGCCGUCAACUUUUUUUUUUUUUUACACCGCUUCACCCGAGAGGCCAUAUGCCCAGCCGAUUCCUUGCAUUUCUGCGUGGGUGUUGAAAGGUAUUUCGAGCAGUCGGGGAACAAUGUGGCAUGACGUCUUUUAAGGCCCAUUUGGAAUGCGUAAUGACAACAAUGCCACCAUUAUUGUUAUGCACAAAACCCUUUAACACGUCCUAUUCUUUGAAGUGGAUGCCACAGACAACAAAAGAUCAUGAAAGCUAUCUUUAGAGUUGGACGGAUCGCACACUUCCCUUUUUGUAGGUGUGCCAAAACACUGGGCAGCUAGAAAAAGAAAAUUUUUUCGGCCUUCUUCGAAUCAUAGCCGCUUUUUACAGCCAAGCAUAAAGCAGAAUGCCAUGUUCUCUUCUCACUGAAUUAGCAUAACAAAGUGUCAAUUUCCAAGGCGUAAACAAGCACACAUGCAGAACCAUCGCUCUCGUCUCUUCGACCAGGCAGCGAUGACGGUGGCAACAAGCCGGGCUGGUCGGGCAAACAGUGUUGUGAGCACCACUGCAUGGCGGCACACUAUGCAGCGUAGCUUUCAAAUUGAAAUUUUAAAAAACAUUGAUGCAAAGUGCAUUUGGCUCCAAAAGCAUUGAAGCCAAGUAGACACACCGUCAUGUUUCGCUCAGUCAGCUCUCCUAGAACCAGGGCAGUGCGUUCUGGCUUCCACUGCUGGUGUGGGCAUUGUGUGUACACACAGCAUUCGUACUGAGCAGCUGUAUGCAUAGCACACCGUGCUUAAAUGUCAAGCUAAAUUUAACCCUUUCUUGUGCGCUGACCAACACUGACACUUUUCCUUCAGUCUCAUCUCAUGCACCACCUGCGACACCUGCAACACCGCUGGCACUCUCCUCAUCACGCCAGCAUUCUGAGAUGUUUUCAGCUCGGAGCCAAACGAACUGCCGAUGUCUUCAGUGUUCGUUAAAAUGUUCGAAUCAAAAUAGCUUGAAUUAUCUUCGUAAACUGCCCUGUUACAUGGACACAGGAGUUGCAGGUGCAACAAAAGCCUCAAGAGUUGUACCCGUUGUGAAUAUACUGUGUUAAAAUUAAUUUCUCCAUUGACAUUAUCAUUAGAAAGUCAAAGCUGCGGGACUGUCACCAUUUUAUUUGUAUACCAUGUUGCUGUGUUGUUGAGCCUUGUUGACAAGUGUAUACAUUGUUUGAAUACAGUGAUACUAUACUGGUGAAUCCUUGUACAGUCCUUGCUUGUUCAGUAGCACUGAAAAAUGUGGCGUUUUAAGCACGAAAUGCUUCUUCGGCCCAUGAUGAGAAGAUUUACAGAGAAUGUCUUUAAUCUAGCAAAGCCUAUCCAAGAAAAGUAAUUUGGAAACAAUUUCAAGUCAUUUGGAUUCCAAUAACACUUCAAAUUCAUUGACAGUUAACGCAAGUCAUUCAUUCAUUAUACCCCAAAUCAUCAUUGUCAUCAGCCUGGUUAUGCCCACUGCAGGGCAAAGGCCUCUCCCAUACUUCUCCAACUACCCCGGUCAUGUACUAAUUGUGGCCAUGUUGUCCCUGCAAACUUCUUAAUCUCAUCCGCCCACCUAACUUUCUGCCGCCCUCUGCUACGCUUUCCUUCCAAAUAAUAAACGUCAUUCUCCUGCAGCAGCCAAUUUCAAACCAAGGCCAACCUGACUGGCUGACUUGCAAACCACCGAGAAAUUGCCAAUGUGCAUGUAGUAGUAUAUGUGAUGUAAGGUGUGCUCUAUGCAGUCUCGGAGCAUGUGCAAUUCUUGAAACCACAAUAAAAUACACUUGAGCGUUGCCAAUACAUUUCUCUCGUUCGUAUUCUGUGUUAUAAUGUUGCUGAAGCCCGCUCCCUACGACAGCUGCAGUUGACAUAUGCAUGUCACUAUGCAUUAUGCAUAGUGACAUAGUUGUCAUUAUGCAUGCUGACAUAUGUUUCCUUAGGAGCUACAUUCUAUUUCAUCAGUUCCGUGAAAAGCAUACUAGAGAAGUUCUACUGUGCUUGCCUGUCAUCAAAACAGGAAGUGUUAGCAGCAUGUUGUAUGCUGUAAGAUAGGGUUUGCAAGUAAUAAAGGAGCAGAAAGAAAUGAGAAUCUAAGGGCAGAGCAGCAAUGGCAGAAUGAGGCAAAUUUCAUAAAAGCAGUCAACUGAUUGCAAUAAUCUAGCUAUGCUGGUGUAUUUAUAAAUGCAGCGGCAGACAGUGUACCGUGCACACAAUUCGAAGCCCAGCCCGCCUUCGCCUUCUUCUCUUUGGCGUCCCAGGACAAACCACACCGUGACAUUAUAUUGCACACAGUAGCACAAAAACUGUGCACUUUCUUUAAAAUAAGAACCUCGUCCACCUUGCACAUUUCCACAGAAAUAAUUUUGCAUAUUGACCUAUAUCUCUACGCUUCGAGUUGUCAAUAUGAGUGUGAAUCGAAAAGCCUUUGCCCCUAUAUUUUUCAGCCAAAUUACGGCUGUAAAUUCAAAGUCAACAUAUCUGUUCUCAGCGGUGGACCUUCCUUGUACCGGCCCGGCCUUAUCUGCCACUAGCUCCGUGGGCAGCACUGCUGGUGGUUGUUGAAGAUAUCGGCUGUGCUUCACGCGUCCAUGGCAUACGAGGAACGAAAUACAAUUAAUUUUCUAUGGAGCAAGGGACGAACGCCCAUCUAAAUCCACAGGGAAAUGCAGCCCAUGUAUCGGGAAAGGUGUCUCACUUUGAGAAGUUUGAGGUGGUGGUGUUGUGAGUUCGCAAAAGGCCGUGGAGACUUGCAUGGCAAUGAGUGUUUGGGGAGGCCUCGUGCACCACUGACUGAUGACAGGGGUCUCCCAAAUUUAUUGGUGAAAUGGGAAAAAUUUCUGAACCGGUGCGGGGACUACGUGGAAACGUAGUGUAAGGUACGUAGAAUAGUAUGUAUAUCUGUAAUUACCUGAUGUACCUUAUUUUGGCUAAUAAAAUAUAGGGGCAAAGACUUUCUGAUUUGCCCUCGUAAUUCAGACUUGCUCUGCAAACUGCUAGCCUCCUGAUAAAAUCCUGCUGCCUCAGUUGAGCUCGUAUGGUAGAGUGACUUCCCCGGAAAGGUGUUGGGUUGCGGGUUCGAUCGCUGAACCAGGACGAAUCAUUCUCCAAUUGCAAAGCUUGGUUUCUGAAAUGCUACCUGUGUGGGUUUCCUUUGUAGCUUCAUGCUACAGUCGAGUGGACGACAUCUUUUCUCUUUAAUAAAAGCUUCCUCCAAUUUGUGGAUUUCUGCAGAGCUGAUAUUGCAUAUUCUGUGUGUAAUAUACUGCCACCUACUUAUACCACUGCUUUGUGCUUUGGGAAAAACUGCAGAAAGAUUAUUUUUAUUCUUGAGAAUGAGUACCUACUAAGGAACAUGCAACAAAUUAUUAGAGUGAGCCAUGCAACCGAUGUACUGAAAACUUACUUUAUAUGACUAUCUCACUUCUGGCAUUCAUUAGGAGAGCCAGUGAAAAUGGUCAGUUUUAACUUGGUUUUGAUCCAGCUCUUCAUAAGAAUGCCAGUGGUCACGUUAUGUUGAGCACUCGGAUUCUGAAAGUGAGCUGUUUAAACCUCCAAACUAGUUUGACUGCAUGCUGCAUUAUUCUCGCAUGCUUUCUUGUGCAUCUCUAUUGUGGUGGAGAGUAACGCCCAUUUGUUCCCAUCCGUUUCACUUUUAACCACUUUCAUGUCUGUCAGUGUGAACUCAUCUUUUUGAUCGGAGGACUGAUUCAAAUAGAUCGGUAUUCAAUUUGUUAUUUGAAAACACUCAGUUUUAAUACCUGCCUCCUGUUUAGUAUGUGCACAACAUGAAGACGUUGCUAGUCAUGAAAUAAUGCAAGGUAUUGUUUGUCACUACGUGACCAGAAGCCAGCUGCGAGGUGACAACCACUUGCUGUGGGCCGAGGCACAUUGUCUCACCAAGACAACAUUUUCUUGUGCAGCCACCUAUACAAAAGGUUAGAUUUGAAAUGUUGGCCAGUAGUUAUGAAUUGGUGUCUAGACCACUUGGCUUCUUGUAAAUAUGUGUAUUGAGCAUUAAAAAGUGAUGCAUUUUGGAAGGAAUCAACAGAAUAGCAAGAACCCAUGGGAAGGAUUGCAGAUGGCUGUGCAGACAACUGCAACCUUUCUCCUGUGCUGUAGGCCACGUCUAGUCUUAACAGCUAAUGAGUGAACCAUUUCAGACAUAUUUGCAGACUGUUGGCUUCCGUCUCCUAUGAAGGGUUGUUCCCCCAAUUCCAUUCCCUGUGACGAUUGUAUUUAAAUAGCAUGCACUAGGAAGAAGACAUGCGCAUGCACUUAUAUUUGUAUUGUUAGUAAGGGAGGCAUGAAUCGUGUAAAUGAUGCACCCAUUUAUCUUUUUGGCAAUGAAUUCUGGUUGUUCAACCCAUUCCUGCAAUGAAUGCUCGAGUUCUGGACACAUGUUUGUAUAUACUAUGUACAUCAGACUUUGGUCUGCAAAUAAAGGGGUUGAAGUUAGCACCUGCCAUGCCCUCUUCAACACUAUAUGUA
Messenger RNA from Dermacentor andersoni, 10158 nucleotides. RefSeq names its product ribitol-5-phosphate xylosyltransferase 1-like. NCBI's taxonomy places the organism in Eukaryota, Metazoa, Arthropoda, Arachnida, Ixodida, Ixodidae. Gene Ontology annotation, molecular function: ribitol beta-1,4-xylosyltransferase activity. Gene Ontology annotation, cellular component: Golgi apparatus. Gene Ontology annotation, biological process: protein O-linked glycosylation via mannose. The record is from RefSeq and is a predicted model, not a curated record.